AGAGACAGAGAGUUGUAAGCAGUAACACAUUGGUGAGAAUAGGGAAGCAGGCGCGCGGCACGGGGACCCGCCGGAAGAAGCAGCAGCAGCAGCUUCAGCGCGAGCUGGACGCAGACCGACAAAACACCGGCGGCACGAGCGACACCGAGGCGGCUAGAGGGGCGGAGAGGAGGAGGAGGAGGCACCUGCACCGCGACUCGUUCUCCCCCGCUGCCUCCGUCGUCUCUCCCUCUCGCUCUUCAGCUCUCCUCACCCCUCGUUCCUCUCGGACCGCCGCCGCUUCCUCGUUAAGAUGGCUGACCCCAACAGCGACGGAGAGGUACCGGAGAGCGCGCGCGGCUUCGCCCGUCAGGGAGCCCUCCGCCAGAAGAAUGUGCACGAGGUGAAGAACCACAAGUUCAUCGCGCGCUUCUUCAAGCAGCCCACCUUCUGCAGCCACUGCACGGACUUCAUCUGGGGCUUUGGGAAACAGGGAUUCCAGUGCCAAGUGUGCUGUUUUGUUGUCCAUAAGCGCUGUCAUGAGUUUGUCACCUUUUCUUGUCCGGGGGCGGACAAGGGACCUGCCUCUGACGAUCCUCGUAGUAAACACAAGUUUAAGGUCCACACUUACUCCAGCCCCACCUUCUGUGACCACUGUGGCUCCCUCCUCUACGGGCUGAUACACCAGGGCAUGAAAUGUGACCACUGUAUGAUGAACAUCCACAAGCGGUGUGUGGCCAACGUCCCGAGCUUGUGUGGGACAGAUCACACCGAGAGGAGAGGGCGCAUCCACAUCUCUGCCCAGAUCACUGAGGACACUCUCACCGUCAUCAUCAAAGAGGCUAAGAACCUGGUGCCCAUGGACCCCAAUGGCCUGUCAGACCCCUACGUCAAGCUCAAACUGAUCCCAGAUCCCAAGAGUGAGAGCAAACAGAAGACCAAGACCAUCAAAUGUUGCCUCAACCCCACCUGGAAUGAGACCUUCACUUUCCGCCUAAAAGAAAGUGACAAGGACCGCCGUCUCUCGGUGGAGGUCUGGGACUGGGAUUUGACCAGCAGGAACGACUUCAUGGGAUCCCUGUCCUUUGGGAUCUCAGAGCUACAGAAACUAGGGAUAGACGGAUGGUUUAAGCUGCUUUCUCAGGAGGAAGGAGAAUACUUUAAUGUUCCUGUCCAGCCGGAUGGAGAGGACGGUAACGAGGAGCUACGACAAAAGUUUGAGAGGGCGAGGGUGGGACCAGGGAAGCCCACAGACUCUUCUUCCUCCUCCUCGGUGUGCAAGUAUGACAGCAAUGGCAAUCAGGACCGUGUCAAGCUCUCGGACUUCAACUUCGUCAUGGUUCUGGGCAAAGGCAGCUUUGGCAAGGUGAUGUUGGCUGAGAGGAAGGGGACGGACGAGUUGUACGCCAUCAAAAUCCUGAAGAAGGACGUGGUGAUCCAGGACGAUGACGUGGAGUGCACCAUGGUGGAGAAGAGAGUCCUCGCUCUGUCUGGGAAACCACCUUUCCUCACUCAGCUGCACUCCUGUUUCCAAACCAUGGACCGGUUGUAUUUUGUGAUGGAGUAUAUAAAUGGAGGAGACCUUAUGUACCAGAUCCAACAGGUUGGCAAGUUCAAGGAGCCUCAUGCUGUGUUUUAUGCUGCAGAGAUUGCCAUCGGACUCUUCUUCCUCCACUCCAAAGGCAUUGUGUAUCGGGAUCUGAAGCUGGACAAUGUGAUGCUGGACUCUGAAGGCCACAUAAAGAUCGCCGACUUUGGAAUGUGCAAAGAGAACAUGUAUGACGGCAUCACCACAAAGACCUUCUGUGGAACGCCAGACUACAUCGCUCCAGAGAUCAUAGCCUAUCAGCCUUAUGGGAAGUCUGUGGACUGGUGGGCCUUUGGAGUACUGCUGUACGAAAUGCUAGCUGGACAGCCGCCUUUUGACGGGGAGGAUGAAGAUGAGCUGUUCCAGUCCAUCAUGGAGCAUCACGUCUCUUACCCUAAAUCCAUGUCCAAAGAAGCUGUUGCCAUCUGCAAGGGGCUGAUGACCAAACACCCAUGUAAGCGUCUGGGCUGUGGUCCAGAGGGGGAGAGAGACAUCAAAGAGCACGCCUUCUUCCGCUAUAUAGACUGGGAAAAACUGGAGAAUAAAGAGGUGCAGCCACCUUUCAAACCUAAAGCUUGUGGGCGUGAUGCGGAGAACUUUGAUCGCUUUUUCACGCGCCACCCCCCAGAGCUGACCCCCCCAGAUCAGGAGCUUAUAGCCAACCUGGACCAGGAAGAAUUCCAAGGCUUCUCAUUUGUUAACCCUGAGUACACUCACUCAAUCCACUGACCAUGCCACAUAUCACUGGGCUGCACUAGUAAUCCCCUACACCUCAGACACACACACACACACACAAAAAAAAAAAAAGUUUAAAAAAUCACCAUGAUGUCAUAUCCAGGCUGCAUUCGGCAGGGUGAAACGUUAAAGAAAUAGUAAGGCAUUUUGGGAAAUGCACUUAUUUAUCUUCUUUUUGCCAAAGUGAGAUGAGUAGGUUGAAAUCAGUCUCACUUUACGGUGUUAAUUGUGAAGCUAGAGCGCGGGAGGGAUUAGCUUCGUUUAGCAUAAAGUUUGGCAGCAGAAGGAAACUGCAGGACUCUCUCCAAGCUCCAAUUUAUGCCUACCAGAAGUAAAGUAACUAAUUCGCAUGUUUCUCAUUUGUUUGAUCCAUACACAAACAUGAAUGUUUUCUUUAAUGUUUAGCUAACUAAAUCUCCACAGCAAAGCAAAACCUUUUUUUCUCUUGAGUUUUUAAAAAGCAGUAGCCUACCUUAUCACUGUGAUGUGAAUGUAAUCAAGGAAAAGAUUUUUCCAUUAGCCGCAGCUGUAGCUCGUGUUUGGUCAUAGUUAGAAAAUGUUAGCAUACUAAUAUGCUAAACUAAGAUGGUGAACAUGGUAAACAUCAUAUCUGCUAGGCCUUAGCAUGUUAACUUUGUCAUUUUGAAGAUUUUAGUAUGCUGACUUAAGCAUUAAGCUCAGAGCACCCCUGGACCCAAGUACAGCCUCCCAAAUUUUGUAGUAGUCAACUGCCAGUAAGCAUGGUAAUAGAUUAGCGCACUAGCGGAAGUUUAGCUUGGCUACACCCGUCAGUCACGUGACCCUCACCUUUCUGCUCGAGUCUUUUCCUCUAAAAGCCACACAUUAGGUGGGUUUCCAUCUACCUGUUUUAAUGCACAUUUUCAAUUUGUGCAUUAGAAAACCUGAGUGGAAAUGCCACAAAUUCGGGGAAAAAACCUUUAAAAAAGUGAAAAAGUCAAUGUGUCCAUAAACGCAAAAUGCAAUAAAGUACAAUGGAAACAGACUUAGUGAAUAAAUCAUGACUUCAACGUAGAUUGACUGAAAAAUAGCAGCAGAUAAAAACAUCAGAUCUGUGUGGAGCCAUGAGGAGACAAUACAAACAAACAAAAAUGCUAUAUUUUAUCAUGUUUUCUACAUUGUUUUUCACCAUCUGAAGUUUGACUGUUGCUCUUUUCAUUACAUCGACUUGUUGCGCCCUCUUCCUCUGUGAUGCUUUAAUGGCACCCGACUGAAAAUUAGCACCACCAGCUGUUUAUCUUGAUAAACCAGCCUCCUAAUAAUCACAUAACAGAAGAGAAUGAAAACACACAUUAGUUCGCAUUUUCUUUUGCCAGUUUUCUUCUAAUUUGAUUAAAAUCCUAUAACCCUGGAUAUAGUCGUUUUUACAUUUCUCCUUGUGCAUGAAUUGACAAACAAACAAAUAAGAUAAAACGUCUUCAUUAGUGAACUUUACUUCUGGUAGCCAUAUCUUUGAGGAGAAUCAGGUUAACUGUUUGCUCCAGGCUUGCGUCAUUAUGCAAAGCUUGGCUAAUUGCCUCAUGACUCCAGCUCUCUAUCUAAUUUAAAGGAGUGGUAUCAAUACUCUCAUCUGACCCUCGGACAGAAAUCAAAUAAGCAUAUCUCUCCACCAUGCCAAACUAUUCCUUUCAGUAACGUUCAGAUGGAAAUGCAGACAGGUGCUCAAAUGCUAACAGUCAGGAGAAAUAAUCAGAUAUUCAUGUGUCAAGUUGCCAGUAGGAGACUAGUCUGGUUUCCAGCGGUGACACUGUUUUCAUUUUACUGUGGAUGAACAUGUCACGCUCCACUGCUGCUCUCAUAUCAGCUUUACUGGCUGUAUCUCUAUCUUUAUCCCUGAAUGCUGCCCGGCUGCUCACACCAGCAGGUUCAUGUUAGAGUCCGACAUCAGGACCCACCUGAACCUGGCCUGUCCGUGUGUCACCCUCCCUGUAAUUGCAUAUUGACUAUGACGACCUUUCAGUAAUAUAUUGAUGAGUGUACUAUGAUCACAUAUUGGUAAUAUUCAUACAGUGGAAGUGAAAACUGACCAGUUGCUUUGCUAUGAUUGUUUUGAAUACUAAUCAGUUUCCUAAUGUUGACUUUACUUUUGUCUAUAGGACCAAAUACUUCUUCACUUUAUGUUCAGUCAGUGUUGUGGUGAGCUUAUCUGAUUUCAUGCUGAUUUCAUUUUUAACCAGUUGGAGGAUAGAAGUCUUUACACAUGCAACAGUGUAAGCCUGCGACAAGUUAAGAGGUUUUUGACUGAACGGUCAUUACUUUUCUCCUGAUUCAUUACUGAAAACAUUCACCACAUUACACUGUGUUUUUAAUGACAGAGGACAUAUCUCUUAGCUUGUAAACAACCUUCUGUGGAGAAUUUCACAUAUGACGAAGCCCUGUAGAGUCUUGUGAGCUCACAGAAACAGGAUGUCCAAAAGUGCCAAAAUAGGGUUCAGAAUCAUGAAAGUGUGGACAAAUAUUGUCCUCAGCAACUGUGAUGAAGGGCAGCCAUCUUGUGCCAUUUUGCAGUACAUGUAUAAUUAUUAGAAUAUGCAUUUUAGCUUAUCUGUUCUCCAACAAUACAAUACAAUACACUUGGAAAGUCAUUUUCAUAUAUAAAAUGAACUGUCUGAGAAGACGUGUGUUUCAUUGUGUGGCAGGUUGUAUUUUCCUUUUGUAACUGUGUAUCGAUGCAGGGUAGUAACAAUGUGUCAAAUCUUGUUCUUUGAGCUUGUAUCAAAAAUGUAGGCGGCAACAGGGCGACAUCAAAGAGUUGUUUCUGAUAUACAAAGAUGCUCGCUGAUUUAAAAAAAAUAAAGAAAGAAAGAAAGAAAAAGACUGAUUCUGGCAGGUGGAAAAAAGUGAGAGUUAUUGUGGUGAUGGUAACAAUGAUGAAUCAGCGAUGGCAUAACGAGAUAUAUAAUGGAGAAAAAAUAUAUUGAAUUCUAUAUCGGAGAGCUAUUUGGAUAAAUUGUUCUGAAUGAGAGAGAUGCUUCUGUGGAUUGUGUAAUUGUCUUGUAUGACUGGAAACUGAUAAUAUACUCACUGGUGCCUACCAGACUACUU
Seriola dumerili (greater amberjack) is the source of this 5365-nucleotide messenger RNA. Its product is annotated as protein kinase C beta type-like. Gene Ontology annotation, molecular function: ATP binding; diacylglycerol-dependent serine/threonine kinase activity; zinc ion binding. The record is from RefSeq and is a predicted model, not a curated record. Gene Ontology annotation, biological process: protein phosphorylation. Bases 293 to 2296 code for a protein of 667 amino acids. The transcript is spliced from 17 exons. Lineage: Eukaryota; Metazoa; Chordata; Actinopteri; Carangiformes; Carangidae.